ACAAACAGCUGCUCUAUGUAGAAACGAGCAAUUUUAUUUUGAAGAUUUCAUUUUUAAUACUGUUUUGUUUUGUCAAAUCCGGCAAGUUAGCUAAAGCGGCAUUUGUAAAGGUCAAAAGAAUGUAUAGUUUAAUAAAACUUAAACAAGCAACGUUGCCUUUGUUAAGAAGGACAAUGUCUUCACAAGAACCUGAUGUUUUAUUUGAAGCAUUAAACAAUGCUGGCAUAGUAACCCUCAAUCGACCCAAAGCAUUAAAUUCCCUCAACACAUCUAUGGUGUCAAAAUUAUUACCACAACUUCAAGAAUGGGAGAAAUCAAAGUCGCUGGUUAUAAUUAAGGGUGCUGGAGAAAAAGCUUUCUGUGCUGGUGGUGAUGUGAAAGCUGCCAUAGACAAAAUCGAAGGGCCUAGGUUCUUCCAUACGGAAUACAAUGUUAAUUUCUUGAUUGGAAACUAUAAAAUCCCAUAUAUCGCAUUUAUAAAUGGAAUCACAAUGGGAGGAGGUCUUGGACUCUCAGUCCAUGGCAGAUACAGAGUAGCAACAGAGAAGACAUUAAUAGCCAUGCCAGAGACUAAGAUAGGACUAUUCCCAGAUGUUGGUGGAUCAUUCUUUUUACCUCGUUUACAAGUUAAUUUGGGAUUGUACUUAGGGUUGACUGGUGACAGAUUGAAAGGUAAAGACGUUGUGAAAGCUGGAAUAGCUACACACUUUGUACCAAGCAAACGUCUGUAUGAACUCGAAAUGCUCCUUUCUCGGUGCGCUAAUGAUAUAGAAGUUAAUUCACUACUCAAUAAAUUCCACGAACCCUCGGAGGACUUCUCACUUGCAUCAAAUAUCAAGCAUAUAAACUACUGUUUUGCGGCUUCGACUGUUGAAGAGAUCAUUGAGCGACUGGAGAAAGUUCAAAAUGAAUGGUCCGUUAAGACUUUAGAGACUCUUCAUCAAAUGUGUCCUGGCUCUCUCAAGAUUACACUGCGAGCCCUCCAACGAGGCGCUCAGCUGGACCUGGGCCAGUGUCUACAGAUGGAGUACAGACUGGCCUGCCGAGCCACUGAGAACCAUGAUUUCCCUGAAGGUGUGAGAGCUCUGCUCAUCGACAAGGACAACAAGCCCCAGUGGAACCCCAAGUCUCUGGCCGAAGCUGAUGAUGAAUAUGUCGAGAGUUAUUUCAAGAGGCUGCCCAAAGACAAAGAACUCAAAUUCUUCGACUCCAAACUCUAAUCCUUUCCAUUUAUGUACGCGGUGCAACCAAUCUUAGUUCACACAGUGUUUCGUCUCUUUCGUUCGCAUCUCAAGUCAUUUUGUUUCAUACAUAGAAAGAGACAAAACACAGUGUAACCUAGCAUAGUUACAUCGGGUCUACUAAUAGUCUGGUAAGAAUAGAUAUUAAAAUGGUAAGCUGUACAAGUUAUUUUUGAAGAUUUUUCAUCGUUUUUUGUGAAUUGAAUUUCAAUCGUUAAAUGUAUAUGAAUAUUAAUAUUUGAAAUAUAUGAAUAUGAAUAUUUGAAGACAUGAGUGGACGAAGGAGAUAUGAUACAAUAUGUUAAUUUGGAGAAAACGGGCAACAAACUUUUGUUACUUGUAUUUUUUCUUCACGCAUGACUUCUUCAUAACCUGCAAUUUCUAAAAAUAGCCUUUAAACCUGGAGUUCUAAGGUCUAAUAGCCACAUAAUAACUUCAUUCAAUGUAAAAAAUCAAAAAUCUUAAAAAUGGUACUUAACCCCUUCAUCCGCUCAUGUCUUCAUUUACAAAUGCAUAUUGAGGUACUUAAAACUUCUGUAGCGUUAGAAGGUUAGGGUUGUUGAACUGUUCUUGUCGUGCGACGCAACCUGGGUCGUGCUCUGGGAACAUCUCGCCAUCUCCCUCGCUCACUCGCAACUAUGACUCCGGUGUGCUCAGUGCGAGUUUUUUAACGUUCUCGAUGCCGUAAAAGUUAACUCAUACCUAUAUGUAUUCGUAGUGUGAGUUUUUUAACGUACUCGAUAACGUAAAAGUUAACUAAAAUUUCGCGGUACUCCAGUUAUUAUUGUUUUAAUACUUUAUUUAUUUGGUAGCUACAUUUUAUUGAGGAACGCAAAAAUAAUAUCGAUGUAUCGAUAACGUUAAAAAUGUAACUUUAACACAAUUAAAUAGGUACAUGCUUGGUUUCAAAACGCACACUGAUAAAGAAAUGCUUUGGUCAAUGCAAAAACAAGUCUCAAAUUGACUAUUAAUAGAUAACGUCUAUUAAAGAGUACUCGUGCUAGGACCUCUUGUGUGACCGCACGGGUAGGUACUACCACCCUGCCUAUUUCAGCAGUGAACUAGU
Bombyx mandarina (wild silkworm) is the source of this 2307-nucleotide messenger RNA. It is a transcript of the gene Hibch, whose product is annotated as 3-hydroxyisobutyryl-CoA hydrolase. Gene Ontology annotation, biological process: L-valine catabolic process. Gene Ontology annotation, cellular component: mitochondrion. Gene Ontology annotation, molecular function: 3-hydroxyisobutyryl-CoA hydrolase activity. The record is from RefSeq and is a predicted model, not a curated record. Lineage: Eukaryota; Metazoa; Arthropoda; Insecta; Lepidoptera; Bombycidae.